Messenger RNA from Nerophis ophidion (straightnose pipefish), 3185 nucleotides. RefSeq names its product janus kinase and microtubule-interacting protein 3-like. The coding region runs from base 1 to 1101 and encodes 366 amino acids. Gene Ontology annotation, molecular function: microtubule binding; kinase binding. The record is from RefSeq and is a predicted model, not a curated record. NCBI's taxonomy places the organism in Eukaryota, Metazoa, Chordata, Actinopteri, Syngnathiformes, Syngnathidae. The transcript is spliced from 13 exons.
AUGCUAAUCUACGUCACCGUCAUCAUCUUCAUUGUGUGUGAGGAGGCGGAGCUUCGCUACCGUCAGCUGACACAAGAGUAUCAAGCACUGCAGCGUGCGUAUGCUUUACUGACUGAGACCAGUGGAGGAAACUACGACGCUGAGAAGGAGAUCAAGACCAGAGAACAGCUGCUUGAGGAAGUCCGUCAGUAUCAGAACAGAGUUGCAGAUCUGCAGUCAGCUCUCCAACAGCAAGGACUGGAGGUGAAGUGGGUGGAGGAGAAGCAGUUGUUGUACCAGAGGAACCAGCAGUUGGUGGACAAGAUCAAGCAGAUGGAGGCAGAAGAAGUCCAUCUGAAAAACAACAUUCAAGAUGUCCGAGACCAAAACGAACUACUGGAGUUCCGAAUCUUAGAGCUGGAGGAGAGGGAGUGGCGCUCACCUGCCAUCAACUUCCAGCAAGUCCACUUCCCAGAAUGCCUCAGUCCUUUGCAGAUCUACUGUGAGGCCGAGGGAGUUACUGACAUUGUGAUCAGUGAUCUCAUGAAGAAGUUGGACAUUCUAGGAGAUAACGCCAACUUGUCCAAUGAGGAGCAGGUGGUCGUGAUUCACGCCAGGACUGUUCUUACUCUGGCAGAGAAGUGGUUGGAGUCCAUAGAAGUAACAAAGUCUGCACUGCGACAGAAGAUAUUGGACAUUGAAAGUGAGAAGGAUUUGUUCAGCAAGCAGAAGGGCUACCUGGACGAAGAGCUGGACUUCAGGAAGCGCGCCAUGGAUGAAGGUCACAAGAGGAUCCUGGAGCUGGAGGCCAUGCUGUGCCAGGUGCUCGGACAGCAGGAGCACCUGGGGAUGGACAAGGUGACCAAUGCUUGUGUGACGGAGGAGCAGAGGGAGGCUCUCCACAGGGCCAUGGACCAAUGGAAACGUGCGCUGAUGUGCGAGCUGAGGGAGCGAGAUGCUCAGAUCCUCAAAGACCGAAUGGAUCUUCUGCAAGUCACGCAACAGAGGAACAAAGACUUGGAGCAAGUCCUGGAAGCUCAGAAACGACACAUGCAAGAGUUGGAGGAAAAGUUUCUCUUUCUCUUUUUAUUCUUCUCUCUGGCCUUCAUCCUCUGGUCCUAACGUCCGCUGGUACCUUCUUGUCUUCAAGCCUGGCUCGUCCCGCAGCUGAACUUUCGGCCAAUCAGAAGCCAGCUGACCUCCCAGCUCCCAGAAUGCCGAGAGCAGGAGAUGAUGUGAGGGGACUGCUGUCAUGUCACAAGUGCUUGGAAAGGUGCAAAUAAAGUGACUCAACGUGCUUGUCAGGCACUUUUUAGACACGGAAAGGGCGUUGUGAACGUCUGCCAUCUUGGAAAGGGCGUUGUGAACGUCUGCCAUCUUGGAAAGGGCGUUGUGAACGUCUGCCAUCUUGGAAAAGGCGUUGUGAACGUCUGCCAUCUUGGAAAGGGCGUUGUGAACAUCUGCCAUCUUGGAAAAGGCGUUGUGAACGUCUGCCAUCUUGGAAAGGGCGUUGUGAACGUCUGCCAUCUUGGAAAGGGCGUUGUGAACGUCUGCCAUCUUGGAAAGGGCGUUGUGAACGUCUGCCAUCUUGGAAAGGGCGUUGUGAACGUCUGCCAUCUUGGAAAGGGCGUUGUGAACGUCUGCCAUCUUGGAAAGGGCGUUGUGAACGUCUGCCAUCUUGGAAAGGGCGUUGUGAACGUCUGCCAUCUUGGAAAGGUGCUGAGGUGUUGGAACCUUUUGAGUGUGGUUCCAAAGUUUCAUUUGCACUUUGCUGCUGCUGGGAAGAUUAUUCCCGGGUUGUCUGUUCGUGUAGCAGAGAUCUUCAACCAUUUCCUCAAAAACCAAGAACUUGCUGUAAUAUUUGGACCCUCUGAUUGCCCCUCAGCAGGGUGACACUCUCUUGGCCUAUGUACUUGGCCAGCCAUGUCCUACGUUGGUGGAAACGCUUUUUUUGACCAUCCCCCAACCAAAACUAAAUAGUAUUAUGGAGGUGACUUACACUUGUGGUCAAAAGUGUACAUAGACUUGUAAAGGACAUGAUGUCAUGGCUGUCUUCAGUUUCCAAUCAUUUCUACAACCAGGGCUGGGCAAUAUAUCGAUAUAAACGAUAUAUCCCAGGUUUGUCUCUGUGCGAUAUAGACAAUGACUAUAUCGUAAUAUCCGAUUAUAUGUUCUCACGCAGUUGCUUUUAGCUGCGGGCAUUACACUACAGGCGUUUCCCACUCCUUCUCGUCUCUCCUCCUCACAGAGACGGACAACAAGCCCGUCUUCUUACAUACGUCACAUACUGUCGUGCGUCCAGCGUCAUACACUCUCGCCGAGCAGAGAGGUAGCAGCAUGGCGAACGUUAGCUGAGGGCAUUAAAAUACAGGCGUUUCUCUCUCCUCCUCCUCACAGAGACGGACAAUCAAUCAAUCAAUCAAUGUUUAUUUAUAUAGCCCCAAAUCACAAAUGUCUCAAAGGACUGCACAAAUCAUUACGACUACAACAUCCUCGGAAGAACCCACAAAAGGGCAAGGAAAACUCACACCCAGUGGGCAGGGAGAAUUCACAUCCAGUGGGACGCCAGUGACAAUGCUGACUAUGAGAAACCUUGGAGAGGACCUCAGAUGUGGGCAACCCCCCCCCUCUAGGGGACCGAAAGCAAUGGAUGUCGAGCGGGUCUAACAUGAUACUGUGAAAGUUCAAUCCAUAGUGGCUCCAAGAUAGCAGCGAGAGUCCCGUCCACAGGAAACCAUCUCAAGCGGAUCAGCAGCGUAGAGAUGUCCCCAACCGAUACAGGCGAGCGGUCCAUCCUGGGUCCCGACAAGCGGUCCAUCCUGGGUCUCGACUCUGGACAGCCAGUACUUCAUCCAUGGUCAUCGGACCGGACCCCCUCCACAAGGGAGGGGGGGACAUAGGAGAAAGAAAAGAAGCGGCAGAUCAACUGGUCUAAAAAGGAGGUGUAUUUAAAGGCUAGAGUAUACAGAUGAGUUUUAAGAUGAGACUUAAAUGCUUCUACUGAGGUAGCAUCUCGAACUGUUACCGGGAGGGCAUUCCAGAGUACUGGAGCCCGAACGGAAAACGCUCUAUAGCCCGCAGACUUUUUUUGAGCUCUAGGAAUCACUAAUAAGCCGGAGUCUUUUGAACGCAGAUUUCUUGCCGGGACAUACGGUACAAUACAAUCGGCAAGAUAGGCUGGAGCUAGACCGUGUAGUAUUUUAUAC